AUGGAUGGCUAUCAUCUUUCCCAGCAAUCUUACAUAACUGAGCUUUUGCAUACAACCUCCAUGUCCAAUUGCAAACCUUUACUCACGCCAUUACCAUCCAAAUUUCCCACAGAUAACAAUCUUGCCCUGCCAUUUCCUCAACCAGAGUUUUUUCGAAAACCAGUUGGUUCGCUGCAGUACAUUACCUCUACCUGUCCCGACAUAGCCUUUGCUGUCAAUAAACUCUGUCAACAUAUGCAUAGUCCCCAACUCCUUCACUUUCAGUUACUCAAACAUGUUUUGCGGUACCUGAAAGGCACUAUUACUCAUACUAUGUUUCUUCCCAAAACCCAGUUAACUCUCUCUGAGUAUUCAGACUCUGACAUAGCUGGUGAUCAGCUUGACCGUAAAUCUACCACUGGUUACUGCCUUUUCUUAGGCAAUGCUCUGCUUACUUGGUCAGCUAAGAAGCAAACAAUGGUAGCCAGGUCUUCGACUGAAGCUGAAUACCGUUCCAUGGCUGCGGUUGCCACGGACAUAAUAUGGACCCGACGUCUCUGUGAAGACUUUCUUCUCCCUCAACAGCCAACAAAAGUUAUUCUGCCACAACGUUUCUGCCAUGUCAAUUGUUGCAGAUGUCUUUACCAAGUAUCUUCCCUCAGCUUGUCUGCUCGAGUUGCGCAACAAGCUUCUGGUCAUUCCUCCCGUCAGCUUAAGGGACG
Molecule: messenger RNA, 701 nt
Organism: Dendrobium catenatum
Lineage: Eukaryota; Viridiplantae; Streptophyta; Magnoliopsida; Asparagales; Orchidaceae
Exons: 2
Source: RefSeq, a predicted model, not a curated record